This is a messenger RNA of Leptomonas pyrrhocoris, 1167 nucleotides long. RefSeq lists its product as hypothetical. The transcript has a single exon. The record is from RefSeq and is a predicted model, not a curated record. The coding region runs from base 178 to 1167 and encodes 329 amino acids. Lineage: Eukaryota; Euglenozoa; Kinetoplastea; Trypanosomatida; Trypanosomatidae.
GAUGCUUCCCCAGAAGGCGUCCUUUCUUGUUUUGAUUUUUUUGAAAAGCCGAGGUCAAGACGCGUGCAGUCGCCCGCACCACUCAUUGGACACCUCCAAACAACCUUGACAACGCCAUCGUCAUCAUAGCCCACAGCAGGAAAUAAAUUAUUAGGGCAACCAACAGCGGCAUGCGUGAUGUCAUUCAACGAAGUGUUCGAAGACACAUGUGAGUCCUACGGCGUUGACAGCCGUCUGCUGUACAACGAUAUCGAGCAGCAGGCCAACAAGCGCUUCCGCUACAGCCGACAGCUCGUCAGCUGGAGUCGAGUCCUCGCCGUGACCGCCGUCGCCGCCGCCGGGGUGGCUGGUUUGGCUGCCUACUACCAACGAGCGCAGAUACAUCGCGUCUGGCGACUCCGCCAUCCACAUCGGGUGCGUCAGCUGUCGCUGCUCACGCUGGCCAGCGGUGGGGUCAGCGUGGGGACGCUUUUGUUUCUCAUCAGCCCGGCAGGGUUCAUGCGCCUGCACGACAAGGCGGUGACCCGGACGAAGCAGCUCGACGCGAUCGCCGUCGCUGCCCUCGUGCAGGAGCAGAACUUCUGCACCCUGGCCGCGUGGGGGCGAGCAGCGGCAGCGGCGACGUGCAAGACACAAAGCUGCCGGACGAGCUCGCCGCGCCACCGGCAGGACCCGCAAAGGGCGGAGAGGCCCAUCGAUGGGCCGUUCGGCACUGCCGCGCCGUGGGUGUGGAGAGAAGUUGUCGUGGACCCGACGCAGCUCCUGUCAGAGCGCGAGGCAGCCAGCAAGCACGCGGCAAAAGUCGCUCGUGAGGAUGUAGUUCAGACGUUCGAGAACACGCAAACGGAGGCAGAGAGGCGGACGAAAAGGAAGGAGGCGAGCAGCAGCAGCAGCAGCGACGCCGUUCGUGACGGGGUGGACGAAGCGAAGAAGGCAUUGGCUGCAGAGCUGCUCGUCACUCGGUCGUCAUCGUCGUCGCCGUGCACCACCGCCGCGGAGAACGCGCAGGCCGAGAAGGGCGCUGAAGGGUCUGACCUGCCGGCGCGGCGGCGUGUGUGGACACGCACGACCGACACGGCAGAACUGCAGACCAUCUUGGCGGCCACGGUGGACAUGUGGGAGUCGCUCGUGAAGGCAAAGGCGGAAACCGUCGCGGAGGUGUUUUAA